This is a messenger RNA of Vitrella brassicaformis, 2316 nucleotides long. The record is from the annotation of a GenBank genome assembly. NCBI's taxonomy places the organism in Eukaryota, Vitrellaceae.
CGCAUGAAUUGUCGGGCUGUCCUAAGCAGCAUCGCACAAUGCAAGCAGACACAGACACACAUCUGCGCAGACGUACAUGAAAUGAACGAAUUCAACAAACCAAAAGCGAUUCUGCUGCGCUAGCGACGGUGGCCUUGUAUUGAUCUGUGUAGCUUUGUCUUUGCCUGUACACACACCAGCUACUGCUGGCCUCUUGAGUGGUCAGCGGCUGUAGCGGAGUCUGUAUCUGCCGCACGAGUCGCGAUGGCCCGUGCCCAGGAACCUGCAUGUCAUCACGAGACAGAUACGCACAUACAAACGUCCGUCGCUUACUCGCGCACUUCGCCGUUCCAGCCGCACAUCUCGCCGCCCUCGUAGGCGCGCAUCUCCUCCAUGAACUCACCACGAGUGAUGCCCUUCUCCUGAACACGCAGGGGCACCAUACCCAAACCACACGUGUGUGGUUCGGGCGACACAGACAGGCCGACAUGGAGAUUCAAUACAUGGUUGAUACAUGAGUACCUUCAUCUUGUCUUCCGUCAAUCUGUUGUCAUCUGAGACACAUGCCUCCUCCUCUCCCCCUCUCUCUGCGCGUGUGUGUGCUAGGUGUGCGCGUGUUGCUCCUCUUUGUCUUCAGAGAAGCGCAUCAAUCGCUCGGGAAAUGAACCAAGAUAUAAAAUGUAGGCAGCGAUUCCCUCUCCUGCUGUGUGGCAACAACAACAAAGGGGAUGCGAUGUCCGUGUGAGUGUGAUGUGUGUCAUACAGGAACCGCCCUGCCCCACUCCCCUUGGCCACUCGCUGCCCUGCGCCGUUACUGUACUGUACCUGCACGGUGCUGACACACACACACACAUUCAAACAGCCCACGUCAUGUAAGUGAUGCUGGUGGCCACCCAGACACACGCAUUGAUACCUCCUCAGCCACUUCUGGGUUGAUGUCUUCAGGCGGCCGUUGUUGGUAAUCUGAAGGAAGGCCGAAUGAACAGAUUGUGUGUGGUGCCGAUGCGGAGCUCUCACCAUCAAGCUGCUGCUUGAGCCGGUUGAUCUCAUUUCUGAAUCGGGCGGCAACGGCGUACACCCCCUUCACGAGCUCGUCUCUCUCACGGGCGAAUUUCGCCUCCAUUGUGUCCUUCAUUGCCACUGUCGCCUGGUAGAUGCAUGCACACAAGAGAGAGGAAAGGAAGCGCACGGACCGAUGCAUGUACGAGGGCGUGUGGAUGGAAAAUGUGUCGUUGGCUCUCACCGCCAGCUCAUCUUUGGUCUUUGUUAGCGUGUCUCUGGUAGAAUGCAUGGCAUAGGAUGCGCAAAGAUUCCAUGUCUAUGCGUGUACGGUACCUCAGCUCAUUCAGCCUGCGAUACUCGGCCAUGGCCUCCUGCAGCUCCUGAACAAUCUGGCCGCCCGUCGCCGUCUUCUCAACCUUCACCAACACCUGUGGGUGGCAGAGGACAGCACACACACACAGAGGGAGAGAGAGAGGGAGAGACGCCAUGUGUGUGUGUCCAGCCGUCUGGUGUUGUCUGACCUGAUCCAGGCCCUUGCGAGGCUCGUCGUUCUCUGGCUCGAUCAUCUUCAGACCCUCCUGCACACAGAGAAAGUCCCUGAAGCCACAUACACGAAUAAAUGACACAAUGACAUCUUGAUGAGAUCAUCGAUGAUUUCAUUGAUUGUUCUCGUCCGCGAGCUCCUGCUUCUCCUUCUUGAGCGUUUUGUUCUCCAUCUCCAGACCCUCAUUCUGGUCGCUGAACCAAAGCAAGGGAAAGUGACACCGCACAGGCAUGACAUCGAUGUGCACAUGUGUUGAUCUGUAUGCGCACCUUCCCUUCCUCCUCCAGUCUCUCGUAGAGGCGGCGAUUCUCCUCUUCCAGCUCUGCUGAUCGGCCCUCCAGGUCCCAAAUCUCCUUGCUCGCACUGAGAUUAGCUUCCAAUAGAUUGUGAUUGGACUCGAUCGCGAGGCCUCGGAAGGCACUGGCGCGGUGCUUGUGCUCGAGCAUCUGGUCGGUUGAGAGGAGGCGCAUACAAUAGGCAGACAUUCAUGCCCCUUCCAUACUGGUCUUUCUGACCUCUUCCCUCGUCCUCUUCUCUCGUCAUCCUUGGUCGCUUCUCGGUCCGUCGGCCUUAGUCGGCUUCCUUUCUGAAAUCGCCCAAGAGGCUUGCCAGAAAGUGAGCGUCUCUUGCCUUCUGCAGGCGUACAUACACACCUACCGUCCAAAGAGAGGGAAACAGAGAGCGGGCAACGGGUCAGGUAUGUGACUCGGAGCAGUCGGAAUGGGCGGCGGCACACGAGGGGCAGGGGGCGGGUGGAAGGGUGGUCGCACAGAGCACACAGGCAGGAGAAG